Molecule: messenger RNA, 1074 nt
Organism: Brachypodium distachyon (stiff brome)
Lineage: Eukaryota; Viridiplantae; Streptophyta; Magnoliopsida; Poales; Poaceae
Exons: 2
Coding region: 1-1074 (357 amino acids)
Source: RefSeq, a predicted model, not a curated record
AUGUUAAUUCUUGACAAGCUUGCUAGAUUUGAUAUUGAAAACUGUGUAGAAACCUGCAGAGCAACUGGCCAUAUCUCGAAGAUUAUAGAUUUCACAAGCAACAAAACUGACAUGACAAACAUUAAUGAGACACAAGAGACACUGUUAAAAGGUUCAUCACUCAAGCUGCUGAGAAGACUUGCGAGUACUGAAGGAAACUUUGGGGUGAUAUUGCGUCAGAAGAUUUCAGAACAUCCUUUCCUUUUGAACAAUCUUGCAGAGAUCUUGGAUGAUGGAGGGAGCAGCCAAGAACUUAAGGAGCUCACAGCAGGAUUACUUAGAAACCUAGCCAUGGAUGAAAAUAUGAAGGCGGAGAUAGGGCACAUGCCACUGAUCAUUAGCAGGUUGCUGCAUGCAUUUCUCAGCAAAGGUGCACCCUCAAGUACAGAUUCAGAGUUACUAAGAAUGAUCGCAGGGAAACCAUUGGCAGUACUUGCAGUGGAGAGUGCCAAUAACUGUUUGGUUAUGUUAGCGGAACCAGGGUAUGUAUUCAUCAAGGAACUCACAAUUAUGAUCCAUGAUGACAAAUACAGGUAUGUUGCGUCAAGCCUGUUGCAGAAUAUGUGUGUGCAUGCUCGACCUGAGCUUGGUAACUCAGACCUGAAGGAAGUCUCCUACAUUUUAAGAGAGGUGCUGGAAGGAAUAAUGGAUGCAGAAGGGGCAGAACUGGAGGUCCUUGUUGGCCUUAGUUCACAAAUAUGCAAUGUCAUUCCUGAAGACUUCACACGAGAACUAGAGCAUGGUCAGAUCAAGGAAAGGUUUAUGGAGAGACUUGUCAAUGCACUAAACUCAAACAAGAUACCAAGUGCUCAUUGUCCUGGAAUCAGGAGGGCGAGAGUUGAACAUGUAAUAUACAUGAUGAAGUGCGAUCCUAGCUAUGCCGUCUGUUUCAGAAAAUGUUGCAUGAUGGUACAACGUACACAUUCAAGGGCUGAAAAUUACAGGACCUUCUCGGGUGAUGCAGGACUGAUGGAGCACAGCAUACCUCUAUCUACCCUUGUGGCUAGAGCAAAAGAAUUGAUGAGCCGUGGAUAG